Molecule: messenger RNA, 351 nt
Organism: Trichosporon asahii var. asahii CBS 2479
Lineage: Eukaryota; Fungi; Basidiomycota; Tremellomycetes; Trichosporonales; Trichosporonaceae
Exons: 2
Coding region: 1-351 (116 amino acids)
Source: RefSeq, a predicted model, not a curated record
AUGGCAACAUAUAAAACGAAACCACAGCAUGGGUGGUCUCCCUCUCACUCAAACCUCCGUGUCGAAAGGAAACGCAACUCCCAUGCCCCCCGCGUUCACGAUCGGCGAUCUUGUCACAAGCCCACCCAAGCGUUCCAGCAUCAAACCGGCGUCAAGGCCAAAGCCCAGGUCCAAGCUCCAGCCGAGGAGCUCCUCACUCAAACCACCUGCUCAGAGCAGAUCACCCGAGUCAAGAGCCAUGGCGAAAGUGUCGUGCAAGGGCGAUUGGUCGGGGUACAACAAGGGCCACCUACCUCUGCUGUCACUGUCAGCGGACCACGUGCAAGUACGAGACAUGAGCGCGAGCCGUAG